Molecule: messenger RNA, 414 nt
Organism: Orycteropus afer afer
Lineage: Eukaryota; Metazoa; Chordata; Mammalia; Tubulidentata; Orycteropodidae
Gene: MRAP
Product: melanocortin 2 receptor accessory protein
Exons: 3
Coding region: 1-414 (137 amino acids)
Biological process (GO): protein localization to plasma membrane; regulation of adenylate cyclase-activating G protein-coupled receptor signaling pathway
Cellular component (GO): plasma membrane; endoplasmic reticulum
Molecular function (GO): type 1 melanocortin receptor binding; type 3 melanocortin receptor binding; type 5 melanocortin receptor binding
Source: RefSeq, a predicted model, not a curated record
AUGGCCAACAAGACCAACUCCUCUGCUCCUUACUAUAGCUAUGAAUACUACCUGGACUACUUGGACCUCAUUCCUGUGGAUGAGAAGAAGCUGAAAGCCAACAAGCAUUUGAUUGCCAUUGUCUUUUGGGUGAGCCUGGCUGCCUUUGUGGUGCUUCUUUUCCUCAUUUUGCUCUAUAUGUCCUGGUCAGGGUCCUCCCACAUAAGGAAUAACCCCCAGCACCACCCAGCAUGCCCAUGGAAUCACUUCCUCAACCUCACCCUCUGCAUCCGGAGGGACCCAAUGCGCCAAAGGGGCCCCCUAGGGGCCUCCCUGGCUCUGAGCUCAGAAGAGGAACCAGGAAGCAGAGAUUCAGACCCUGAUCAGCCACUGCAGCCACAGAGCCCCUUUACCUUAGCCCCUACACCCUCUUAG